AUUAGUUGUUUGCCUCUCGAGAGAACAUUGUGCUUUCUACUGUGAAGUCGUUUAGUUUCGUUUAACGUCUACAAGUGUACAGUGAAAUUCCUGACAAUGGCAAGCCACGAGAAGACCGUUGGUUGCAAUAAUAUUAUUCCCAACUUCUUCGAUAAAGUUGAUUGGAAUAACAAGGAUGUUUACCAUGGUUUUGUCACCAAUGUGUACGAUCCCUCAAAAUUUUGGAUGAGGUUCGCUGAAGUAGGCCGACUCCAGGAUAUGCUCCGAGAGUUUUAUCAGGUGAAAAAAAACUCUUUUGCAUUGACUCCAGAUGUAAUCCACGUUAACAUGUAUUGCGCCGCAUUGGACCAAGAUGGAUUCCAUAGAGCAAAGGUGGUGAGGGUCGAUCUCCGAGAGCCCACCAAUUUUAUCGUGUUCUAUAUUGAUCAUGGAAUUAUAAAGAGACUGCAUUUUAAUAAGCUCUAUGGAUUACACGAGCAGUUUGGAGCAAUUCCUGCCUUAGCAGUCAGAUGUGUAUUGGCCAAUGUGGCUCCCGUAGAUAAUGAAAAUUGGAGCAGCGAGGCAGUUAGGAGAUUUUCAUCAAUUACUGGAGGAGAAAAGCAGCUAGGAGUUCGAAUUAGUAAUAUGACACCUGAAAGGAAAGUGUUGGAGGUGUAUUUGGUGGAUCCGUCCGUUGAAAGAGGUGGAAGAACUCCAACGGUGAACCAUCACCUAAUCUCCCAAAAUUUAGCCAAAAAUAUCUGGCAUCUAUCAAAUCAACCUCCUGCUGGUAGAGUGUACACACCAUUAAUGAAGUACAUGUACCUCUACCCAAUACAUGAGGCCAUUGAAAAUGGAACUGCACCGUCAACCUGGCAGUUGACUGAAAAUUUAAAGGAGUGUGUGGCUUGGGAUGUGCUUUUCCCAGAAUUAUUCAAAUAUACCCCUCCUAAGUAAAGCCAUUUUAUCGUUGAAUUUUUACAUAAGUAUUUGUUAUUGUUAUCUUAAUUUUUUGCUAAUUUAUUUGUAAAUAUUCCUUCUAUAGAAUCUUCUUGUUUAAUUAUAUUU
Molecule: messenger RNA, 1047 nt
Organism: Harmonia axyridis
Lineage: Eukaryota; Metazoa; Arthropoda; Insecta; Coleoptera; Coccinellidae
Product: tudor domain-containing protein 6-like
Exons: 1
Coding region: 97-936 (279 amino acids)
Source: RefSeq, a predicted model, not a curated record